AUGGGUCAAAAUCAAAAACACACAGUAACCUCUCUCUCUUCUAAGCGUACUGCUUCGACUAACAAUAACUCUUCAACACCUUUCAAACCUUCAAAUUUGCAUUCCAUCAUGAACCUUGAUCUUUCUCAACGUUUCACUUCACUUGAUUCCGAUUCGAUCUUUUAUCUCGUUUCUUAUAAUCCUGCAUUAUUUUCAGAUGGAAUCAAUCCUGGAAUUGGAAUUUCAAGAAUUGUCGAUGCUGAUGGAAAAGUGUUACAAGAGGAUGAUGUAUCAAAAAAAUCAUCAUCACGACAGAAUGAAAGAAGUUUUGAUAAGAAUGCUGUGAAAUUGGUAUUACAUUCGAAAACGAUUGUCAAAGUGUGCAGUGGAAGAUUACAUACUCAUUUGUUGACUCAUGAUGGAAAGAUUUUAAGUUUUGGUUCUAACAAUCAUGGACAAUUAGGAUGUGGUAAAUUUGGAAGUAUUCCAACAAGUUAUGGAGUGGUACCAGCAGUGGGUGACAUUGAAAAUACGUUUGUUGUGGAUGCAGCUGGAGGAGGAUAUCAUUCCAUUUUUCUCACACUAGAUCAUCGAGUAUUUACAGUUGGUAACAAUGGUGGUUGUCAAUUGGGAACUAAUGAGUUUUCUCAACGAGCCAUUCCCUAUGAAGUUGUCAAAUCAAAAUUCGAUCAUAGAACUGUGAUUGCAUGUUCGGCUGGUGAUUCUCACAGUUGUUUCUUGACCUUGUGUGGACAUGUGUAUUUUGCUGGCAGUAAUAGUAAUGGAUGUUGUGUGGGAUUAAAAUCUUUAGAUCGACCUCUCUUAUUAGUGAAUGAUUUACUGAGAAAUGAAAUGCCCACUCUCAUCACUUGUGGUUAUGAUAAUACAGUGAUUGUGUGUCAGAGUGGAAAAGUAUUUGGAGUUGGUUGCAAUUCAUGUGGUCAACUUGCGGUCAAGGAACAAGAACAUGAAAAUUUCUCUGAUUUAAGACCUGUCUUCUUUGGAAAGGAUGAUGUCACAUGGGCAAGUGCAGGUUAUUUCUGUAGUGCCAUCCAAACGACAAGUGGGGAUUACUAUUAUGCUCCUGCUUCACACAAGGAUAUGGCAUGUUUAGGAAGCAUCUUUCCCAAACAACAUUCCAUCAUGUCGAUGCAUGCUGGAGAUUAUGUUCUCUGGGUCACCAAUGAAAUGCAGGAAAAUCAUGAACGAUGUGGUAAAAUCUAUGGCAUUACGAGUGGAGCUCCAACAGAUAUUACUGGAGAGUUUUGCCUUACUGACACAUCCACAAGUGUUGGAAUUAGUGCUCAACGUGACUUGUUUAUCAUUUACUUUACAGGUGUGCCAACUCAUGUCAUGAUUGCUCGUCAUUUUGGUCAUCUCUCUCAAAUUGUCUGUCAUGUGAUUGGAAAAGGACGUUAUUAUAGUGAGGAUAACAAUAAUCUGUUCUCAGAUAUAACCAUUGUGCAUGCCAAAUAA
Naegleria lovaniensis is the source of this 1455-nucleotide messenger RNA. RefSeq lists its product as uncharacterized. The transcript is spliced from 5 exons. The record is from RefSeq and is a predicted model, not a curated record. The coding region runs from base 1 to 1455 and encodes 484 amino acids. Lineage: Eukaryota; Heterolobosea; Eutetramitea; Acrasida; Naegleriidae.